This is a messenger RNA of Nestor notabilis (Kea), 894 nucleotides long. RefSeq names its product high mobility group 20B (gene HMG20B). Gene Ontology annotation, cellular component: nucleus. Gene Ontology annotation, biological process: regulation of gene expression. The annotation marks the transcript as partial. NCBI's taxonomy places the organism in Eukaryota, Metazoa, Chordata, Aves, Psittaciformes, Psittacidae. The transcript has 7 exons. The record is from RefSeq and is a predicted model, not a curated record.
GCAUGCCACGGGCAAAGCUCAGCAUGGAAACUUCCUGGUGCCCAUCAAGCAGGAGAAGGGAGAGGCGGCACGGGCCAGUGGUGAGAAGCCACACGGUGAAGAGGAGCCAGUGAAGAAGAGAGGUUGGCCCAAGGGCAAGAAGAGGAAGAAGAUCCUUCCUAACGGCCCUAAAGCCCCGGUGACAGGCUACGUGCGCUUCCUGAACGAGCGGCGUGAGCAGAUCCGCAUGCAGCACCCUGACCUGCCCUUCCCGGAGAUCACCAAGAUGCUGGGGGCUGAGUGGAGCAAGCUGCAGCUCUCAGAGAAGCAGCGGUACCUGGACGAAGCAGAGCGGGAGAAGCAGCAGUACAUGAAGGAGCUGCGGGAAUACCAGCAGUCAGAAGCCUACAAGAUGUGCACGGAGAAGAUCCAGGAGAAAAAGAUCAAAAAAGAGGACAUGGGCUCUGCAGCAGCAAACACCUUGCUGAAUGGGCACCCACACAAGGCUGGUGAGUGCAGUGACACCUUUUCCACCUUCGACGUGCCCAUCUUCACAGAGGAGUUCUUGGACCAAAACAAAGCGCGCGAGGCUGAGCUGCGGCGCCUGCGGAAGAUGAACACGGAGUUUGAGGAGCAGAACGCCAUCCUGCAGAAACACACGGAGAGCAUGAACUGUGCCAAGGAGAAGCUGGAGCAGGAGCUGGCCCAGGAGGAGAGGCAGACGCUGGCCUUGCAGCAGCCGCUCCCGUCUGUGCGCCUGGGCCCUACGGUUUACCCCACAGGCACUGGGGAGACCCCCACACUGAGCACUCUGGACUUCUACAUGGCCAAACUUCACAGUGCCAUCGAGAGCAACCCACUGCAGCAUGAGAAGCUGGUGGUGCGCAUCAAGGAGAUCCUGUCCCGGAUAGCCAG